AUGGCGGUGCGUUCAAUUGGCUCCGCUCCCUCGCGUCUGCUGAAGGGGGCAAGUCCUGGGAGCACUGGGCAAGAACGGCCACGGCCCCUCAAAUCUGGUUCAUCUCACAACGCAAAGCAGCCAAUUGCUCUCAACUCUGGCGCGCAGACAUGGCUUUUUCAAGAGCCCGUGCUGUCUGAGCCCUGGCAGGUAUGGUUGUACGUACAUACAUUGUACGACGCUGCGAAAACCCCCGACUGGGCGACGGAAGGACAUCCGCAGCAACGGCGCCAUUUUCGGCCUUUGCUUGCUCUCCAAGGCGCGCGAGCGGCCGCAUUCCUGCCACCCGCAUCUGCGGCCGCAAGCCAACCGCCGACGUGCCCGCCCUGGACCCAGCAGCCCAGCAGGGGUCUGGUCCGCACGCCCGCUCAACUCAAUCUUGUGUUGUUUACUUAG
This is a messenger RNA of Metarhizium robertsii ARSEF 23, 435 nucleotides long. RefSeq names its product Dihydrofolate reductase. Bases 1 to 435 code for a protein of 144 amino acids. The record is from RefSeq and is a predicted model, not a curated record. NCBI's taxonomy places the organism in Eukaryota, Fungi, Ascomycota, Sordariomycetes, Hypocreales, Clavicipitaceae. The transcript has a single exon.